Molecule: messenger RNA, 1844 nt
Organism: Anastrepha ludens (Mexican fruit fly)
Lineage: Eukaryota; Metazoa; Arthropoda; Insecta; Diptera; Tephritidae
Exons: 2
Coding region: 1101-1829 (242 amino acids)
Source: RefSeq, a predicted model, not a curated record
UGUGUGUAUAUGUGUUUACUUUUGUGUGUGCAUUUAAUUUUGUAUUGCACUGAGCGAACCUGUUCGGUCGAGCUUGUUGGGUGAAACAUGUUCCAUUGCCAAGCCAACAACAAUCUCGCUGCAUAGAUGUAAACUUUUGGUAUGUUUUGCAGUUUGGUUCUUGUUGUUUUUAACUUAUGACGCCUGAAUUGAAUGCGCGGCGGUUAGCGGAUAUAUUUUUUUUGUGUUUGGUGAUGCUGAAGAAGAAUAGGAGUGAAAUAAAUAAAUUAAAAUAAAGGAAAACCAGUAUUUGCGCGAAUUGUGAUUUAGCAGAGGCAGCAAUACUGCAAAUAGGCGAAAGAACGCGACAAAAUUUUGAAAUGGUUAUGUACCUACAGUUGUGCAUACAUACAUACGUGCUUAUAGUGAGUAAUAAAGCCAGGCACCAAACGAAUGGAUUUUGACAUAAAAAUUAUUUAACCAAAAGUAGUGCAAACUUCACAAGCCAAAGUCAAUUAGUAAAAAGAAUGAUCUAUGUAUAUACAUAUAUAUACACUGCAACAAAUUUUAUAUAACGCGUUUUUGUAGCCAAGAAAGGCCUGUAUGUAUAACUACCACCUACACAUUUUUUGUAUCCUAAUAAAUAAAGAUAAAAAACAACGAAAGUCACUGUUACGUCGAUUUGCACGGAAAUGUUAAAGUGCAUAGCUCUUUCCGACGUUGUACCCGAUUGUGUCAAGUGCAUAGGUUUGUGUCAAUUUGUUUACCACGAGCAGCAAAAACAAAAAAACACGAAAACAAAUAGGUACCUACCCGCAGUGUCAGUGAAUUUGGGGCUAGUGGUGCAGAACUCUGUUGCACAACAGUGUGAAAUGUUGCAAAAUCAAUAGAUUGCAAAACAAACCCCAUUCUUCCACCCUUGUGCUAUAUAUUGUACAUACAUACAUUUUGCGAAAGUCGCACCUAACCCAACCGACCCCGCCUCCAUAGUGCAUAUCUGUCAAGGGGCUUUGCGUGGCAGCCUUGUUAUGCUGCUACAAUUAUAAGUUAAGCUGUCGCACUUGUUAUAAUAAACGCAAAAAUCUAUUGUAAAACAACAACUAUAACUACUGAACUUAAAUAUGUCUACAACAACGCAGCCGAGUCCGAAUGGCACAGACACAUCGCGCCCACUUCACAUAUUCUUCCAACCCAACAGCAAUAGCAGCACCACGGCGAAGAAUGCCGCCGACCUCAGUAACGCCGCCAACGUGAUACUGUUCGAUGGCAACAACAGUGUUGCUGACGGCGCUUGUGCGCCAGAACAACCCGAAAAGGCAAGUCAGAUACUAAUUAUUAACUCGCAUCAACAGUUACACGAGCAACAGCAGGAUAUUCCAGCAACGGACAGUGGGCGCGCUUCGGUAAAUGAAUUCGACACAAAUUUGGAGGAAUCCGUGCCGGCGACUGUGUUAGAAAUCUCAGCCACAAACGGCGCGGACACCAGGGCUGUAGUAGCUACAGCAACGACCACAAAUUCGAAGGAUAUGGAAAUUCCAGCAACUAUAUUAUCAGUUGUUGCUGAAGGCAAUGCACCACAAGACCAAAGUAAAAAGCAUUGCAGUGCACCGAAUUUCUAUGCCAGUAGCGGUUCCCAAACCAAAUGGUAUUUACCGCCCGCCGAAAUUUGUACUGAUGCUUCAGGUUACGUUGUUACAUCGACGCAGCCAAGCGUUGCUGUCAACAAUAUUGUUAUCAUUUCUACCUCUAGCGUUGCGGAUGCAAGUAAAGUUUCGCCUCAGGUACACGCAGCAUCAGGGGAUGCAGCAAAUGCAAUUGUGGAAAUCGGUGGCGCUGGUGAUGAAACGUAAGUUGCAUGCAUUAUA